GAGGAGGAGAAAGAGGAGGAGGAGGAGAAAGCAGCAGCAGCAGCGGCGGAAUCAAAACAAGCCCGGCACGCCUUUCGCCUGGCUCGCCCUUCUCAACCGCGUGCGCGCCCCCGCCCGCCUGCCAAGUGCGCGCCUGUGCUUUGAACGCAGCAGCAGUAGCAGCAGCAGCAGGGCCAGCCAGCUCUCUUCUUUUCCGCCUGACAAUGGAGCGGCAAUAAGAUCUCCUUCCCCACCGCCUCAAAUAAAGGAGCUUCCCCAGCAGCAGCCUCCAAGCCAGUGUCUUCCUCCUCUUCCGUCGGAGGCGAUGCCGAACCAGAAGAGCAGCAAGGGCAAGAAGAACAAGCGCGCCAACAGCAGCGGGGACGAGCAGGAAAAUGGAGCCCUGGGUGCGGCGGGAGGAGGCGGCGGCAGCGGCAGUGGCAGCGGCAGCGGCGUAGCGGCCUCGGCGGCGGCGCCAAACACUGGGACAGCGGCGGCAGCGGCCGGGGGAGGAGGAGGAGGAGGCUCGGGUGCGUCGUCGGCGGCAGUGUCGGCCGUGGCUGCCCCGGGCUCCUCGGCGGCGGCGUCGGCAGAGUCCAAGCACGAAGCACCUUGUGCUACACCUCUGAUAUGUAGCUUUGGACGGCCUGUCGACCUAGAAAAGGAUGAUUACCAGAAAGUGGUGUGCAACAAUGAACAUUGUCCCUACAGCACUUGGAUGCACCUUCAGUGUUUUUAUGAAUGGGAGAGCAGUAUUUUGGCCCAGUUUAACUGCAUUGGGAGAGCAAGGAGCUGGAAUGAGAAACAAUGUCGACAAAAUAUGUGGACCAAGAAGGGAUAUGAUCUUGCUUUUCGUUUCUGCUCCUGCCGAUGUGGGCAAGGCCACUUGAAGAAAGACACUGAUUGGUACCAGGUAAAACGAAUGCAAGAUGAAAAGAAGAAAAAAUCUAUUUCAGAAAAGAGCAGUGGAAGAUCAACGUCAGAGUCUUUAGAAGAUGUAAAAAAGUGUCGGCCUGCCAACAAACCACAGAAAGGUUUGAAUCAUGAUAUCCAACGGCGGCAUUCGAUGGACAGGCAGAACUCUCAAGAGAAAAGCAGUGCCAGCAGUAGCUAUGCUAUCCGUUCUCCCUGUGGCUCUCCUGGUCAGUCCCCUCCAGCAGGUUACUCAGUCCUUGCCCCUACACAUUUCAGUGGGCCUCGCUCUUCACGAUACUUAGGAGAAUUUUUGAAGAAUGCCAUUCACCUAGAACCUCACAGGAAAAACAUGGCCAAUAGUGGCAUGUUCAGAAAUGCUCACUUUGAUUAUGGGACAGGUGGACUACAAGCACUCAGAUCAGGACAUUUUGAUGCCCCUGUACAAUUUCUGAGAAGGCUUGAUCUGUCUGAACUCCUUACUCACAUACCCCGGCAUAAACUGAACACUUUUCACGUUCGGAUGGAAGAUGAUGCCCAAGUGGGUCAAGGAGAAGACCUUCGGAAAUUCAUUCUUGCGGCACUCAGUGCUAGUCACCGAAAUGUUGUCAACUGUGCAUUAUGCCACAGAGCACUGCCAGUAUUUGAACAGUUUCCAUUGGUGGAUGGAACCCUGUUUCUUAGUCCAUCAAGACAUGAUGAAAUUGAAUAUGAUGUUCCAUGUCAUCUUCAAGGAAGACUUAUGCAUCUCUAUGCUGUUUGUGUAGACUGUUUAGAAGGGGUUCACAAAAUUAUCUGUAUAAAGUGCAAAUCUCGAUGGGAUGGAAGCUGGCAUCAACUGGGAACCAUGUACACUUAUGACAUUCUAGCAGCAUCUCCAUGUUGUCAGGCUCGACUGAACUGUAAACAUUGUGGGAAACCUGUUAUAGAUGUACGUAUUGGAAUGCAGUAUUUCUCAGAAUACAGCAACGUUCAGCAGUGUCCACACUGUGGCAACUUGGACUACCAUUUUGUGAAGCCAUUUUCUUCUUUUAAAGUUCUGGAGGCUUAUUGACAAAAGCUUUGCCAUAGUAAUAGCUAUUUUAUGAGUAUUGUUCCUUUUAUUUUACAUAUCUUUUAUAAGAUCUGUUCUGUGAGGGGGUGGGGGACCUAAUGUGUUUUUUCUAAGAGAAAGAAAGAGCUGCAGCUUUGUGUGAUUGUGUACAUGUGUUCCUAUGUAGAUAUAUGUCCUCUUGCCAUGAUUUCAGUGAAAGUUGGUGAUGAGGCAGCACACUGUCUCUCAUUCUUUACAUUCAUCUAAGCUGGGAGGAAAAUUCCACAUUUUCUCUCCCUUUUAAAAACUAGGGCAAUGUUACCUGAAGACGUGGAGAUGUUAUGGAAAACCAGUAUCUGGUUCUUAAUGUCUUUUGCUAGGUAGAUUUGGAGAGAGAAGAGGAAAACUUCAUAGAUAACUUGAUGUAAUGGAAAGGGAUUUGUCCAACUCAGUGGAAUUACCUGCAAAACUGGUUCCAGUCAGGGGGUAUUCCAUGAUCAUGUCUACCCUACUCCACUGUCUAAUAUAAUGAGGAGGAAGUACAUUGUAGGAUCUCAUGUUGUCAUAGUCUCACCACUGCUUAAUCCACAAACCUCACAUUUAAUGCUCAGAUUCUCUGUGCAUUUACUUUGCCUGGAUGAGGCAGGUGAUCGUACAAGUAUGGUUGUAGAGACAGCACAUCUAUGAGAUUGCCCCUCUGUAUAUUUCUCGCUCAUAUGAUAAGCUUGUUUUUGUUCCCUGCUGGAUUUGUUAUCCUAAUUCCUGGGAGCAAGAUCAGGUCUUGAUAGCAUAAGUAGUGCUAGCUAGUACUCUUAGAGGUCCUGUUUGAUGAGGUAAACCUAAACAUUGACAAAUGAAUGUAAUGCUAUGUCAGAAAAUGCACUGUUUAAAAAUUAUCUUAUUUUUGCAUAGUGUCUUCCUGGAGUAUAUAUUUGAUAAUCACAACUACUUUCACUGACAGAUCAUACUGUUUCCACUAACAUUGUAAUUCUAGCAGUCAGGGAAGUUGCUUCUACCCAAACAAAUAGCAUAUUUAAGCUGAGUUACUUCAGCUCUUUUGCAAGCAUUUUACUUCUUUCCUGUCAUGCUAAAAAAGAUUAUUAGCUCUGUGCAAACCUGUUUUUAAAGAGAGUGCAUGCACCAUAGUCCUUGUAGUUCUUUUCAUUUUGGUUUUUAUUCUUGCCAUUCAUUCCACAGUUGCAGUAAAUCAGGUGCAGACUAAAUGAAUCAUGUUGUUGCAGGUGGUUCACUUAGCUCCAUUUGUGUGAAUAAAUUCAUGUGUAAUUGAAAAAUCGGGAGGCUAUUCCUUUACCAUGAUUGGAGCAUCCUAAAUUAAAUGAAAGAUUGUUGUUGUUGUUUUAAAAAGAAAAGACUGGAGUAAUCUGAGACACAACCCAGUUGGUUCAACUAGUGGUGGAAGCGUACUGUCUGGGUAUAUUUUGUGGUCAUAUACAAAGAAGUAUGAUGGACUCAACAGAAUGAGUACACAUGGUAGCAUGUGAUCCCAAAAACUCCGUAGUGGUCACAGAGAGGGUCUUCACUCAUUCUUUGAACAACAGGCUUCUGUGUUGUAUCACAAACAGCUUUUGAAAUUCCCUGGUGCUUCAGAAGCAUGUCAUUCAAAAAUGAAACAAAUUAAGAGCAACAAGAAGUCUAAAGUACCCUUAGUGGCAGUAGUUUUGUGUUUUUUGGAUCUUGUCCAGAAAUUAUGUAGGGAUAAAACAUGGAGAUAAAACUCAUUUAAAACAGUUGAGUCAUAUUCUUUGAUACCCAUUUUGAAUAGGUAUCAAUGGGCAUUUAAUAAUUUGUUAAAUUGUAUAAAUAUAGUAUUAGUUUGAGGGCUUAAAAGGCACAAAAAGAUACAGAAACAAAUCAGUGAGAUUAUAUAACACUUCCAGAGUUUUAUUAGUAGCAUUUUGCAUAUGCUUUUUUAAUAGAAAGAAAAGUUAAUUUAUCUAGAAACUUGGCAGUCUAGGUUUUUGGUUUUUUGGCACAAAGCUCUUCAUUCGGUUAGCAGAAAAGAAUGAUUUUCAUGGAAUACAGGAUGGCAAUGUGAUAAUAUUUCUAAAAAGGUUUAAGUAAAAUCAUUUUCUAUAAAUUAGCAGUAAGGGGAAAACAGAACAUAAGAUUUUCUUUAGACUGGACUGCAAUGUGGGGAGAGGGAUUCAGUCAACCACCCUUUUCCAGAUUCUUCUUGUAGAAUUGAUAUUGCUUUAUAUGGAAAACAUGUAGGUGUUAACUAGAUACCUGUUUAUUCUGCUGAGCUAGUAACAUCUCUGAGAGAGGUGGAAAUUUGAGAUGGAGGUGAGCCCCAAUCCAAAUCUCAAUGAGGAGACCCAGUCAGAGUGGUCUAGUGAGUCUAGCUUGUUUUCAAGCCUUUGGUCUCAACUUGUUGCAUGAUUAUAUACCAUUAAGCACUGUUAUCUAAUCAUCCAAAACUAUAUUAAAUAAUAGAAGACUGUGCAGUUUGGAGAAGUACAGUUUAUUAAACGGAGAAAUUUAUUUAUGACAGAUCUGACUCCUUCAAAGAAUGCAAAAAAGGUAAAAUUAUAAUAAUACACAAUGUACUGUCAGGUAAAUUAGAAUUCCAGCUUGAUUUUCAAGUAUGCCAUUUCUGUUAGCACAUUAAUGCUAGCAUAGGUGACAUAUUACUAUAUCUUUGAAUUAAAAUAGGACUGAUUAGAACUCUUAAUUUCCAAAACUAUUUUUAAAAUGUUUUGAAUUACACCAAAUAGGUCAACUGCAAUUAAAGGGUUACCUUGUUUUCUGCUAAUCUUCCUAUUUAUGUGAAAGCCCUUUCAGGUGUUAUUUAUAUUCCACUUUGCAUUCUGCCUACAGUUCUAAAUUUUGCAUGGAUUUCAAAUCAUGUUGCACUGAUAUUUUUGCAUAUGGAGAAAAGAAUGUUGGCAGUUCUAUAAUCAUAUAUUUAACUUGUUAUGGCCUGAAGGUCCUUUUGAGCUUGCAUCUUUGCUUGAAAACAAAUUAAUUAAUCAUAGAAACUCUGUUCUCAUUGAUAUGCAUGCUUAGUAGGCAUGCUUCAACUCUCCAAACUGCAAAUAGCCCCAUCAUUUUGUAUGCGUAACAUUGCUUGUAGCUAGUUUUGAAGAAGGAUGCCAAUGUAGAAGCUUGGAGGAGAGGCUGAGCCAUUCCUUCUUCCCCUUCACUGUGGACUACUAUUGCCAUAGUCUUUUGGGUAUCAUGGCCUUGGGUUCUAUCAUGGUUCCAUCCUGUGGAAUUUUGAGAUUUGUAGUUUAGGGAGGAGUGUUCAGAAUUCUCAGCCACAAAACUCUGUUGCCUCACCAAUUGCAAACACCAGGAUUCCCUAGAAUGCAGUAAAGUGGAAUCAAAGCCGUAAGUAUGUACUAUGAAAGGAUUGAUUAUUAUGUGCACAUACCACCUGCAGGAUCUUUUGUUUAGAUUUCUGAGGUGUGCAUGUGUGUGUAUACUGGUAGAAUUUCAACAUCUCUGAAAGGAUAAAAGUUUAGAUAGAUUAAGAGUUACAGACUAAACCAAGAGAGUUGUGCAGAAAAAAAUGAAAUGACGUGAGCAGCAAGUAUCAUUGGGCUUCAUGUACAGUAAACAGGAAUAAUGUCUUGCAUAGAAGAGUACUUCUUUCUUCAUUAAAGAAAAUGCACACAGAAUUACUGGUAAAUUUCACAUUAUGGAUGUUCCUGUGCACAUUGUUCUUACGACUUAACGAUAGUGACAACAUACUGUCAUGGUGAUAGGCAGCUUUGCACAGCCGCUGGCAUCACGCAAUUACAGCGCCUUGGUUGUUUAAAGCCACAUUUCCAUGUGGGCGGCAUAGCUUUGUGCUCCCAUUGUGCCACUUCCCCUCCUUUUAAAAUAAUUAUAGGUGGAACAAAUUUAAAAUCUUUUUACAGCUAGGGGUGUGUGAUAGCUGCUGCCACAGAAGCACCAAGACCUGUCAUACAUGGUAAGUUCCAGGACCUGAGAGUGUUAUCAGAGGCUAUUGACGGGCUUUGUAAAGCCACACAGUGACAACAAUUCUCAUUGGAUAGGAGUUUGAACUACACAUUGCUUACAGAUAGGGAUGGCUCAGUCCUGUAAUCUAGAACCCCUCCUUAUACCACACAGUGGAGAAGACAAAAGCAUGGUAUUGCUCCUUACCUGUCUCUUAAUGCAACUCAUUUUCUGUUGGAAGAAAUGGCUGCAAGCAUGCAAAGGCCCGUGAGCUACUACUUCUGGCUAGCUUACUUCUUUGCAGGUGAAGUGAAAAGCAGUGCCAACUAGGUAAAGAGCAGCAUUCGAGAGAGCUGUCACAGCAUUCUACCUAGAAAGUUUUCUUUCAUCAGGAACUAAGACUUACUGUGAAGCCUGUGUCAGAUUGUGGCCUUUGUCAUUCUUUGGGAUAUAAAGUGAGUUGAAUGGGGAGAGCAAGAACAAAGUUUGAGGCAACAUGUGAUUCUGUCAGUGUGUUCUCUUGAUAGGAAGACAUGUAGUGAGUUUAUUUUCAUUUCUUAUUUUAUUGUACGAGGUAUUUGGGGCAAAGUGUUGUGAGGCUAUUAGCCAGCCCUACUAUGUCAGAAAAACAGCCUUUUUUCAAAUGGAAAAAUAUCCCAACCAGUUUUGGAUUGCACUUUUGCUGGGGAAAGAAGAUGUACAUAGUAAAUGAAUGUCAAUGAAAUUGAAAAUAAUUGGUUAUGAUGACAUUUUUGUGUGGUGUUUUUUGGUUGUGAUUUAUCUGUAUUAAAAUAAUAAAUUGCA
This is a messenger RNA of Anolis carolinensis (green anole), 6652 nucleotides long. RefSeq names its product hdc homolog, cell cycle regulator (gene heca). The coding region runs from base 305 to 1945 and encodes 546 amino acids. The record is from RefSeq and is a predicted model, not a curated record. The transcript is spliced from 4 exons. NCBI's taxonomy places the organism in Eukaryota, Metazoa, Chordata, Lepidosauria, Squamata, Anolidae.